Musa acuminata AAA Group (dessert banana) is the source of this 1868-nucleotide messenger RNA. RefSeq names its product protein LAZY 1-like. Gene Ontology annotation, biological process: gravitropism; regulation of auxin polar transport. The record is from RefSeq and is a predicted model, not a curated record. Bases 445 to 1644 code for a protein of 399 amino acids. The transcript is spliced from 4 exons. Lineage: Eukaryota; Viridiplantae; Streptophyta; Magnoliopsida; Zingiberales; Musaceae.
UUCUUGGCUCAGCUAGCCUUGUCUUCUCUUGUUUGGGGGGUAACAACGAUGUGCGUCCCAAACCUUCUCUCCGAAGAUUUCCCUUCCAUGUCGGCCCUCUCCACUGCGACAUCGUGCCAAAUGGAUCACCACCACGCCACACCGUAGUCCCUCCUCUCUGUUCUUCCUGUCCUGUCGCGUUUGCUCUUCUGCAUCAGAGCUCCGAACUCACGUGCUGUUUUAGCGUAACAGUGUCCUGCGCAUUGCUUUGUUGUUGCCUUCUCCGUGUUCCUCUUCACGCACCAUCGUCCUCCACACGCUCCCGCCUUCAUCAUUGAGACAUUGCCCCCUCCCCCUCCUUUUAUCCUCUCCGCUCCACCCCCUCCGCCCUUCCUCCAGCACACCCAGCAGCAAAGAUGAAGCUUCUGGGUUGGAUGCACCGCAGGUUCCGCUCCACCAGCGGCGAUGUGUUCAAGGACUUGGGAGGCGGUACGUUCACCUUUGUCUGUUUCAGUGCUCGGUUGGCGACUUGACGUGUUCCUCUGGGUACACCGUACCGCGGUUAAGUUGGGACGCUUGUCUGUAUGUGUCGCAGGCGGCACCUGUAACUCCCUCGCCGGGCAACCGUCGCUGGACGAGGACCCCAACCGAAGCCGUCGCCAAUACGAACCCUUUAAGGUAAAAAGCCUCCGCCUCGAUGCGGAGGUGCUCUUUGACGGCGAUGGUGGAGGUGGCGGGGGAGAUCCGGCGAUGGAGGUGCUCUUCGGGGGGCUCCUCACCGUCGGAACCCUAGGGACUGGGUCCUGGCCAAUCGAAGAGAAGGGAGCGGAGGCUGACGCCAAGGCGAACGGGGAGGUGGACGAGAAGAAGCCCUUGGUGUUGGCGGUGGAGGAGCUGGUCACGCCGGCGGCGCUAGAAGCGAUCGCGGAGAAGGAGGCGGAGGCGACGGAGAGGGACCUGAUGGUGGUGGGAGCGGAGCUGGAGAAGGUGCUGGCAACGGAGGCGGAGAAGGGCGGAGGCGGCGGCGGGAUGUCCUCCGCCCGCUCCAGCCAUUCCGGGGCAGCGGCGUGCCCGCUUCAAGGUUUCCCGUUCGGGUCGCCGAUCGAGACAGCGUCCGCGGUGGCAGGUGGGCGGAAGGAGCGGCGGGCCUCGCUGGGGGAGCUGAUCAUGAUGAGCCGGAUCGCGGAGGGCGGCGACCGAAAGGCGGAGGAAGCCGAGUACGCCGGGGUAGACAGCGGGGGCCAUGCGGAGGGGAAGCCGACGGCUGAGAUGUGCUUGAUGAGAACCACGAUGGCAAAGCACCGCAAAGGAUCGGACGGUGGUGGUGGCUCAACUCAUGCUUCAACGGUGGAGACGAAGAUCCAAAAGAUCCUUCAAAUUUUCCACAGAAAAGUUCACCCUGAGAGCAGUAUCAUGACUAAGAAUUCUUCAAAGACUGGUAAGAUCGAGAAGAAAGAUCACACGGCUCUAGUUGGAGGCAUUGAUCUCAGUGGUACGGGAGGCAGCACACUGGCCACUUUGAAAGGUGAAUGCAGAAAAGAAGACAUUCUAAACGUCAGUUUCUGCACCGAUCCUCCAUCCAAUGCUUUUAGUGGCUGCCAUUCAAAUAUCAAUCGGGAACACUGGAUUAAGACUGACGCAGACUAUUUGGUGCUGGAGCUGUAGAAGGGAAGGAGCCAGUCAAACUUCCUGAAUCCACACAAGUCAUGGAAGUAAAUUGAACCUUUACAACGAGAAGUCGAGUCGAAGAAUAAGUUUACAGUGUGGAGGUAAAUAAAUAUAUUCUGAAUCAGUUACCAGUGUGGAAGCUGCUGUCUUUCUGGUGGACAUUAUAAUUUGUUCUUCAUUUGUACCUUAUGUACGUGGGAAUAAAUAUAUUAUUAUUACCA